CAGUUAAUAUAGAGGAGUUUUAGUGUUAGAAAUAAUCAACCGGCUCUGUUGUGUGGCUCUGGUCAUGCAGACGUGUGAAUAUGAGUCAACCUUUGAAUGUGGGAACAUUACGUGGUAGGGAGGGGCUGAGAGGGAGCAGAAGUACACUGAGACAGAGAUAGGGAAGGCUGACCAGGUUGUCCGAGGGAUUUUGCAGCACCUUGGAGCUCCAAAUAUCCUUCUCUCCUGAUCAUCACUUUCUCUACAAAAAUUCAUGGAUCCUGUUUUAAAUCAGAGAGGAUUUAUGGCGAUGACUGUCACUUGAUGUCCCGCUGAAGUGGAUUUCUGAGCUCCAGUAUGCCGUGCCUCCUUUCUAUCCCUGCGUGCUCCUUAGUCUGCCUCAUGUUGUUGGGUUUUUGCUGGAACAAAGCAGCCUGUUCUCCUAGAGGAGGCAUAAACAUAUGGCAGCAGCCCACAACAAGCCCCAUCAUCACAGACCAACCUUUCCUUCAUGGCACGUUCCCCUCAGGAUUCCUCUGGGGUUCAGGAACGUCAGCAUUUCAAACAGAGGGAGCCUGGAAUCAGGAUGGCAAAGGGACCUCUAUUUGGGAUUUUUUCACCCACUCCUCCACGGGUGGUAAAUCAAAUGGAGACACGGCAGAUGUUGCGAGUGACAGUUACAAGUGCUGGGAAGAGGAUGUUAACUCACUGGAUUAUCUAGGUGUGAGAGCCUACUCUUUCUCCCUGUCAUGGCCUAGGCUCUUUCCUGAUGGCAAUGCUGCAGGCAAGCCCAACGCAGCAGCUGUGGAGCACUACAGCAGCCUCAUAGAGAAGCUUCUGGAGAAAAAGAUCCAGCCCAUCGUCACUCUUUACCACUCUGACUUGCCACAGGUUUUGCAAGAGCAAUAUGGAGGCUGGAAAAAUGAAACGUUGGUGGAGCUUUUUGGAGCGUACGUCCGUUUUUGUUUCCACACGUUUGGGAGUCGGGUAAAGCACUGGCUCACCAUGCACAAUCCAUACCUGGUGGCUGUGCAAGGAUAUGGGACAGGCAUGCAUGCUCCUGGAGAGAAAGGGGGUCUUUCUGGCUCACUUAUUGUGGCCCACAACCUUAUCAGGGCUCAUGCCAGAGCAUGGCACAUCUAUGACUCUCACUUCCGGGCAACUCAAAAAGGUAAAGUGUCUAUAGUUUUAGGGUCCCACUGGGUUGAACCCCAAAGAGGUGAAGCCACCACUGCCAGCGUUGAGCUUUGCCAGCAGUCAAUAGAGGCUGUUCUUGGCUGGUUUGCCGGUCCCAUUUUCGGUGAGGGGAACUAUCCUGACUCUCUGAGAAAGAAGUAUGGCCACCUCCUGCCCUCGUUCACGCCUGAGGAGAAACUUUGGGUGAAGAAAACUGCAGAUUUUUUUGCUCUGUCGUUUGGGCCCAAUAAUCUCCGUCUAGGCCGAGAUCUGAUCCACCAUGGACAAACUGUAACUCCAAACCUGCGGCGGCUCCUGAGCUGGAUAAAAGUAGAAUAUGGGGACCUGAGGGUGCUGGUGGCCGAGGCAGGCUGGUUCUCUGAAGCCAGCGUGGGAAGAGAAGACACAGUUUCUAUUUAUUUGAUGAAGAACUUCAUCAACCAAGUUUUGCAAGCUGUAGAGCGCGAUGGCGUUCAGGUGUUCGGCUAUGUGGCCUGGUCACUGGUGGACGGAUUUGAGUGGAAUUACGGCUACAGUAUUAGAAGAGGCUUGUUCUAUGUUGACUUCAACCAGCCAGGCUGUGCCAGGACCCCCAAGACCUCCGCUCAGUACUAUAGGCAGGUGGUUGGUGACAAUGGUUUCCACAGGGAUGAACCCUCCACAGAGGUUAAAGGUCACUUCCCCUGCAACUUUCAUUGGGGCAUCGCAGACUCUACCCUACAGGUCCACUUCCACCCCUACUCCCCUCAGUUCACUGAUCCUCAGCUGUAUAGAUGGAACCUGACAGGAGAUGGAUCACUGCAUCCGGUCCCGGGAGUGAAGCUGCAGACCAGACCAGCUCAGUGCACUGACUACCUGGCUAUUCCAAGUCAUCUUCGCAUGUUAGCGUCCACAGGGGCAUCCCAUUAUCGCUUUGCUCUGAACUGGACCUUGAUUCUGCCGAAUGGAGAUCGCUCUCUUGUGAACACAGAAGCUUUGAGGUACUACCGCUGUGUGCUGAUGGAGCUCAAGAAGCUGGGUCUGGAGGCCAUGGUCAUCAUGUACUAUCCUACACACAGAGCCCCUAACCUGGGUUUACCUGCUGCACUCCAUGAUUCUGGGGGUUGGCUUCAAUACACCACAGUGGAAGCUUUUCAACAAUAUGCUGGACUUUGCUACCAGGAAUUUGGCAAAUGGGUUCGACACUGGCUCACCAUAAAUGAGCCAAACAGACUCAUUGAUGCUUAUUCUAGUGAGAUAGAUAGACACCAAGCAGCUCAUAACCUUCUUCUAGCUCAUGCAAAAGCCUGGAGGUUGCAUGAGAGGGAAUACAACCAUCAGCAGCAAUCGUUGGUGUCCCUCGCGCUACAUGCUGACUGGGCCCAACCAGCAAACCCUUUCUUAGAAUCUCAUGAAGCAGCAGCAGAAAGAUUCCUUCUGUUUGAGAUCGGUCGAUUUCUCGAUCCACUACUGGGAACACAGCAGGGAGAAGAGCAGAGUAAAGGAGACUACCCACAUGAAAUGAAGACAUACCUGGCGGAGAGAGCUCGUGUGAUAGGCCUCCCAGGAUCCCCUCUUCCUAACUUUACAGACAGUGAGAGGGAGGAGCUAAGAGGGGCUUUGAGUUUUAUUGCUCUCAACCAUUUCACCACACGCUUAGUUUCUCCUCAACCUCAGACGCAGAGAAACCCAUCGCCUGACCAUGGCUGCUUGACCCUCUCUGACCCCACCUGGCCCUCCUCCAGCAUGGGACAGGCACUGGUACCUUGGGGGCUGCGCAAGAUGCUGAGAUGGAUGAGCCAGAGAUAUGGCAAAAAACUGCCUAUCAUCAUCACAGGCAGUGGCAUUGAUGACCCGGCUCCUGUCGAGGAUGUACUCAGACAGCAAUACCUGAGGAGUUACCUGCAGGAGGGGCUCAAAGCGUACCUUGAUGGAGUUAACUUGCAGGGCUUCUACAUGUGGAAGCUCCAAGAUCGUCACGGGCCCCAGUACGGCCUCUUCACCUCAGCUCGACUCCAAUCCAAACCCAAGGCCUCCGUCGCUGCCUACAGAGACAUCAUCGCUCACAGCGGUCUUCCCAACAACGCCACAGAGCAGCCGUGCACAUCCAGCGAGCUGCACAAAAGUUGCUCCACAUGCGAGUGGAUAUUUAGGAACAAAGCGUUGCUGGUUUUCGGAGGCUGCCUUCUCAUAACAGCUGGUAUGCUGGCAGCACUUGUUGUCUAUGUCAUCUUUGCCAGGAGAAAUCGUAAACAAGACAGAGGAAGACGCAAAUGCAGGGUAAACCAGAGGAGAAAAAAGAAAGGAGCUCCCAUGCUUUUGUGUCCCACUGUCAAAUAUUAGUAUUGGAAGAGACUUUCCAGAACUCAAAUAAGCUAUAAUGUUUUUCUCUCAUCUUUAAGGAACUCUUUCUUGGUUUUUGUAAAGUUGUACUAUCAAGAGAAAGCAUCUCUGUGUGUGUAUGUGGUUAUAGAACAUUGCAUAAUGGUAAAAAAAAUGUAUCCAUCUGUGUGGUUCUACAAAAAAAAAAAAAAGAAAAAAAAAAUAAGUCCAGGUUGUUAUUUAAGUGCAAAGCUGAUAUAAUGCCAACAAUAAUUAGUUUGAUGUGGAACUUUAAUGAGUAAAAAUUGUAUUUGUAUGUUUAAAACCCCAAAAAGGAUAAACCCAACAAAAGCAAACAAAAAGACAAAAACAGCAAAACUUUAGCUUGUCUUUUUAUUUUGUGACAGGAGUACGCCCCCUACUGCCAUCAUGUUGAGAUUUCUUUUAGUGUUUUUUUUUCCUUUUUUUUUUUACAGAAUCGAAAUUUUCUCAUAAGACUCUCACUUAAGUGAUAAAUACCUCAUUGUAAGUAGCUGUAAGGUAUAUAAAUAUAUGUUUCAUUGCAGACAGAAAAGAUCUGUAAAAAUGUGUUUAUAGGUUUUUGUUUGUGUAUGUGUACCUGAAUCUAAGUAACUAAAUGAGAAUUAGUGCAAUAAAGAUUUAUGUCAAAUUCUA
Molecule: messenger RNA, 4131 nt
Organism: Oryzias melastigma (Indian medaka)
Lineage: Eukaryota; Metazoa; Chordata; Actinopteri; Beloniformes; Adrianichthyidae
Gene: klb
Product: klotho beta
Exons: 6
Coding region: 337-3477 (1046 amino acids)
Biological process (GO): carbohydrate metabolic process; fibroblast growth factor receptor signaling pathway
Molecular function (GO): fibroblast growth factor receptor binding; fibroblast growth factor binding; hydrolase activity, hydrolyzing O-glycosyl compounds
Source: RefSeq, a predicted model, not a curated record